AUCAGCCACUUAUCGUAUUUCCUUACGCCCACAAGUUUCAUUUGUCUAUAUAAACCCAUUCAAAUUACACAAUACACAGUACGUAUUGUGUUCAAUUGAAUUAUAUUGCUUAAAAUAAUACAAAAUUUAAGUAAAUUAUAUUAAUUAAAUUAAUACCGUAAUUUAAUUAUAAUACUUUUGAUAGUAUUAGUACUCUUUUUGUACGGUACAUUUGUCAUAACAAAGUGACUAGUGAACCCAAGUAAUUUAAAUGUUGAGUUCAUCACAAAGCACCAGUGAUGUACAAAGUCCAGAAAGUGAAAAGAGUUUCGCUUCUAUUGAUCUGUCAAAUGAAGAUGAUGAGAUGGUUUUUAUGAAGAUUAAUGAAAUACGACAGUGGAUUCAUUCUGAUAAUAAACUGUGUGCUCGUACGGAUGACUUUACUUUAUUAAAAUUUUUAAGAUGUUGUAAUUACGACGUAACAAAAACUCAAGAAAAAAUAUAUAAUUAUUAUGCUCAAAGGACGAAAUGUCCUGAAUGGUUUCAUGAUAGAAAUCCAUUUUCAUCAGAGCUUGAAGAAUUAUUAGAUAUGGGAGUAUUUAUACCUUUAAUUCAAUUCAAUGAUGAAGGAAGAAUGAUAAUAAUCAUACGCGUCAGUAUUCAUGAUCCUUAUAAACAUAAAAUCGCAAAUGUCAUCAAGACAGGUAAGAUGAUUUUAGACGUUGCGAUAAAAGAUAGUAUGACAGUUUCAACGAUCGGAGUGAUCGUGAUCUUUGAUAUGAACAAUGUCACUCUGAGUCACGGUCUCCAAAUGACACCGCGAGUUGUGCAAAGACUCGUACACUCUUGGCAAGGAUGUUAUCCGGUAAAAAUAAAUUCUCUUAACUUUAUUAACGCGCCUCUUCAUGUUAAUGGGAUUUUAACAAUAUUUAAAAGUUUUAUGAGUCAUAAAAUGCGUACAAAAGUUAAUGUCUACUCUAAAACCAGUCAGAAUUUUUUUUCAAACAUUCCUAGACAUCUUCUGCCCGCGGAGUACGGCGGCUCUGCUGGAAAUUUAAAAAAUUUAAUAGAUCACUGGAAAAUUGUCGUACAAAAAAAUAAAGAUUGGUUAAUUGAAGAAGAAAAAUAUCGUGUUAUUUUAUAAGUUUUAAUAUAAUAUGUAAGUUUUAUUUGUUUAGUAAAUAAAUGUAUAUCAAAA
Messenger RNA from Microplitis demolitor, 1177 nucleotides. It is a transcript of the gene pinta, whose product is annotated as retinol-binding protein pinta. Gene Ontology annotation, cellular component: membrane. Gene Ontology annotation, molecular function: phosphatidylinositol bisphosphate binding. NCBI's taxonomy places the organism in Eukaryota, Metazoa, Arthropoda, Insecta, Hymenoptera, Braconidae. Bases 251 to 1123 code for a protein of 290 amino acids. The transcript has 5 exons. The record is from RefSeq and is a predicted model, not a curated record.